Messenger RNA from Benincasa hispida (wax gourd), 1985 nucleotides. RefSeq names its product 2-oxoglutarate (2OG) and Fe(II)-dependent oxygenase superfamily protein. NCBI's taxonomy places the organism in Eukaryota, Viridiplantae, Streptophyta, Magnoliopsida, Cucurbitales, Cucurbitaceae. The record is from RefSeq and is a predicted model, not a curated record.
CAAAUUUCCAAAAUUUAAUAGUAUGGUUGCAAUAUGGAUGUUUGACAAAUUCAGUUGCAGCAUCGUCCCCACUAAUUCCCCCGUUUCCUCGCUCCCGGUAGGCGCAGUACUCGGCUCCCUCUGAGUUACAUUCGAGCACACGAACUCCCGAUCGAUGGAUGAAAUUCUCCAAAUCCAACGCUUCAAAGUUCCUCUUUCAGCCUUAGAGUUCGAGUCUCUCAUAGAAUCUCGCAACGUUCCCGCUGUUCUUGUAGGAUGCGUCAAGGACUGGAGAGUUUUAUCGGAGUGGAAUCCAUACAGUGGCGGCCUUGACAAUCUUCAGGAAUGCGCAGGGUCAUGCAUUGUGGAAGCUAUGCUCACUAGAACGGCUCCUGUUUUUUAUGGCGACCUUAGAAGCCAUGAGAGAGUUCCGAUUCCAUUUUCUACCUUUAUUCAAUUUUGCAAGCUGCGUCUGCUAGAAAGGAGUCAAGGAAAUUUCGUUUCUUCCGAAUCAAAUUCUAACAGGUUGACCGGUCCUGAUUUGGAGAAAGACUGUUUGCCUUUUGAAGAUGAUCCUCAAAAAUUGUACUUAGCACAGGUGCCAAUUUUGGAUGUUAUAAAUGAAGAACGGGCACAAUUGGAACCGCUGAGAAAAAAUAUUCAAACACCUGUGUUUCUGGAGAAAAAGAAGGUAGCCUCUAUAAACCUUUGGAUGAACAGUGCUCAAUCUAGGUCAAGUACUCACUAUGACCCACACCAUAAUGUUCUAUGCAUAGUUUCUGGCAGAAAACGAGUAAUUUUGUGGCCACCUUCUGCAACUCCCCUACUGUACCCGAUGCAUAUUUACGGAGAAGCCUCUAAUCAUAGCUCUCUUGCGUUAGAAAAGCCUGACUAUUCACUUUAUCCAAGAGCAAAAUAUUCAAUGAAAUCCUCUCAGACAGUUAUUCUUCAAGCUGGUGAUGCACUUUUUAUUCCAGAAGGGUGGUUUCAUCAGGUUGAUAGUGAGGAUUUAACCAUUGCUGUUAACUUUUGGUGGCAAGCCCACAUGAUGUCUAGCAUGUCAGAGCACAUGGACGCAUAUUACUUGCGUAGAAUAUUGAGAAGAUUGAUGGACGGAGAAAUGAACAAAGUUUUGCGUGUGCCUUGCGCUCUUGCUGACAUGGACGAAACAAAGACUGAUGUAUCGAGUAUUAGAGGGAUGGCACUUGAAGGUGGGGAUUUGAAGGAGAAGGAGCUAAGAGAAGAAACUUCUUGUCAUGAACUUGAACCCUGCACUUCCCAAGCUCUGCAUGGGCUUAUUAAUUUAGUUCAUGACCACGUAAGUGUUUCUGAUCAAAUUGGAGCCCUACAAUCUAGUUCUACAAAAGGUUCUGCAGAUGAGGAGGAGAGGAUGAAGUUGACUAGUUUACCUAGCUUGGAGAAUGAUCAAGUAGCUACCUUUAUUUGGAAUUUGGAACCAUGUAUUCUUCAGAAGGUCCUUCUCACCAUGGCGAAUAACUUCCCAAGAACUCUAGAAGCUCUUAUACUGCACUUGCUUUCACCAGUUGGAGCAGAAGUUCUUACUCGAAAAUUUGAUCAGAUGGAUCAACGAAACACCAAGGAGGAUCAGAAAAGAUUCUACGAAGUUUUCUAUGGUUCAUUUGACGAUCAAUUUGCUGUGAUGGAUGCAAUUCUAAACAGGAAAGAGUCUUUUGCCCGUCAGGUUUUCAAGAGUGUGCUGGAUAAAUAUGUGGGAGUAAACUUAAAUGGGCCAAAUUCGGGAACUUGAAGAAGUCCUUUAAAGAAAUUGGUCCUGCAGAUUCUGGAGCAUAUCGAUGCUAUCCAUUUUCUAAAGCUUUUCCUCAGUUGGUACUUUUACUUAUAAGUUAUCCACAGCUAUAUAGAAUAUUAAUCUUUACCUACUCUAGGCAUUACUUUGUAAUUUAUUUCAGAUCCAUUUUAUUUUGUAAAUUUGUAUAGAGAAGGAAAUAAAAUGUUGCUUAUAAUCAGCGCCAUUUAAGUUUCAA